AUGGGUCAGAGGGCGUUUUAUACCCUAUCCUCAGUGUGGGCAGCCUGGAGUGACUCUUCCCAGGUGAGCAGUCCAGCGGACGGAGCCUUUACUGUUGUGGACUCUGGUCAUGGGGAUUCCUUAUCUGUAUCGACAGUGGAGGUCCCACUGACUCCCACAGCCAUCCCUACAGCCUUACUCCCCAUGCCGCUUUACCCGCUCUCGCAGCCACUGCGUGUGGCCUUCACUGCCUCUCGCACUGCCAACUUUGCACCCGGCAACCUUGACCAGCCCAUUGUGUUCGACCAAUUGCAUAGCAACCUGGGGGAGAUGUACGACACCCACAUUGGUCGGUUCACCUGUCCUGUGAACGGAACGUACGUUUUCAUUUUUCACAUCCUGAAGCUGGCCAUCAGCGUCCCCCUCUAUGUUAACCUCAUGCGCAACGAGGAGGUGAUGGUAUCUGCGUAUGCCAAUGAUGGAGCCCCUGAUCAUGAGACCGCCAGCAAUCAUGCCAUUUUGCCUCUUUUCCAAGGAGACCAGGUGUGGCUCAGGCUGCACCGUGGUGCCAUCUAUGGCAGCACGUGGAAGUACAGCACAUUUUCAGGCUUCUUACUUUAUCAGGACUGAACUGUGAAGGCUGGGUGAAGGCCACCUUCCUCCAGCAUGGUUUGCUUACAGCUUAUAUUUCAGAACUGGUCAGGCAGCAUGCCUGUGUAUCAAAUCUAUGAAAACCAAAAAUGGUUCCCAACUAAAUGGUGCUGUCUACACUUAAAGCCAUUUCCGUUUGGGAAGUUAAAAAUGGUUAUCAUACAGCUACUGUAGUCAACUAUUUUUUUUCUUUUUUUUUUUUUUUGUCUGAUGCUGGCUCAGCUGGACCGAGCUGUCGUCACAGAGAUGUUAAACCCACAGGUCCUGCAAGCAAAGAACAACAAGGUGGCCACUCUUAUGGAGUAUUCUAAAUGUGUUUUUGUUCUGAAUGGCUUUUGGAAGAUUUUCAGACCAUGUUGAGUGAAUAUCUUCCUCAUCAGGGACAUUACUGGCAUCAUUCUACUGGAGCCUGGCCUCUGAAGGAUUCCUGCUGAUGUGAAACAUACAGCUAAGGAGAUGAGUUGUGUUUGUUUGGUGGUGGGUAUGGUGUUGUACACUAGACCAAA
Molecule: messenger RNA, 1136 nt
Organism: Xiphophorus maculatus (southern platyfish)
Lineage: Eukaryota; Metazoa; Chordata; Actinopteri; Cyprinodontiformes; Poeciliidae
Product: caprin-2-like
Molecular function (GO): protein binding
Source: RefSeq, a predicted model, not a curated record